Messenger RNA from Halichondria panicea, 788 nucleotides. RefSeq names its product N-lysine methyltransferase SMYD2-like. Gene Ontology annotation, molecular function: protein binding. Bases 110 to 775 code for a protein of 221 amino acids. The record is from RefSeq and is a predicted model, not a curated record. Gene Ontology annotation, cellular component: nucleus. Lineage: Eukaryota; Metazoa; Porifera; Demospongiae; Suberitida; Halichondriidae. The transcript has 5 exons.
CUAGAUCUAGUCCAUGUAGUCUACAAGUGUUAGAUGUUGCUUGCUUGCUCAUGCAAAGCACAGCUGCAGGAUCAAAUCAUGUAGAUCUAGUAUGAUCAAAUCAUGAACAAUGGAGGACCUGGAGGAGCUAUCUGAUGUGGUUGGGCUGUCUCCGUCGCUGGAGCUGUGCACAGUGGACGGGAUGGGUCGAGGAGUGUUUACUAAAGUGCCUAUAUCUGCUGGGGACACUAUAUUCAGUGCACUACCUAUAGCACAUUGCAGUGUGGAGGAGACUAGAGGCACUAUCUGUGAGCACUGUUUCAACAGAUCAGAGUCACUGAAGAAGUGCAGCCGAUGCAAGUUUGUUUAUUAUUGCAACUCCACCUGCCAGCGUUUCGAUUGGCCGCUGCACAAGACGGAGUGUAAGAUUUUGAGAGGUGCGAAAGUGGCGCUACCGUUUGUAAGACUAAUCCUCCGAGCACUGACCAGGGACACUCAACACCUCUGCUCACUUCCUGUUGACUGGUUCACUGGCAGAGAAAGAAUGGUUGAACAGGACUUAAUAGCUAAAAUUGCUAGUUUCUGUGACUAUCUUCGACCUCCGCAUGUCAUCGAUCAGCUUCUCCGGAGGUUGCUCUGUAAUACAUUCUCAAUGACGGCUGACGACAUCUUUUCUGUGGGCGUGGCCGUGUACUCUGCCCCCUCUCUGCUCAACCAUUCCUGUCGUCCCAACACCUUUACUUGGUUCAAUGAUUUUAUUAUUUCAUGUGAAACAGCUUUGCACAAAAGAAAUUGAGCAGGCUUAAAAA